GACUGGCAGCAUGGCGAGCGUGGCAAGCAGAUGGGCGAGGCUGGCAAGGAGCCCGCUCUGCCGCUGGACCAGAGGCCCCUCGGCGACGUUCAGCACAGCCGCCCAGAGGAGCACCGGUGACGAGUGCAGCUCCGAUGACCCCCCGAGCCCCGACGAGCCCGGCCACUCGCUGGCCCUGCGGAACCUACAGCACAGGGCCGUUAAACUGGAAGCGGAGGUCCGGGACUUGACGGAAAGAUAUCAGAGGGCUUUGGCGGACUCCGAAACGGUGAGGCGGCGCACGCAGAAAUUUGUGGAAGAUGCUAAACUGUUUGGGAUCCAGAGCUUCUGCAGGGACUUGGUGGAGGUGGCCGACAUCUUGGAGAAGGCCUCCGACAGCAUUGCCGGGGAAGCCACGCCCGGGGACCAGAAGUCGGCCCUCGAGAAGGUCUCUGAGGGCCUCGCUCUCCUAGAAGCCAAACUUCAGAGCGUAUUCGCCAAGCACGGCCUCCAGAAGAUGGCCCCCAUCGGCGGCAAGUACGACCCGUACGACCAUGAGAUAAUCUGCCACGUGCCGGCCGAGGGCGUCCAGCCGGGGACGGUGACACUGGUGACCCAAGACGGCUACAAGCUUCACGGCCGCACCAUCCGACACGCUCAGGUCGGGGUGGCCGUGGAGUCGCAGGAGUGAGUCCGACACGCCCGGGCGUUCCGGUGACCAAAACCGGUGACCCCUAAACUGGAAUCUUAGCGGACUCAACGACCACGUGGAGUUGGCAGUCGCCCAUUUUGCCUUUAUUUAUUAAACUGGGUUCGAUUUGGACGCCGGCUGCUUUGCGGGACGUACACCGGGGGCCGGUUCGCCGGGUGAAACUCCGCGGCGCUUUCGUUCGACUGACGUGACGCUUCCUUGGGAGUCCCGCCGUCGGGUUGCUCACGCGAAUAGGGUAGGGGGUCCCUCCGUUUUCGGUGACCCUCGUCGUAGGGUACGUCGGGGAAAGGUAUUUAUAUGCGGCUGCUCUGGUGUCUUUUGGGUAGAACGCCUGGACGAGGUAGGAAUAGGGAUAAAAAUGUGUUUGUGUGUGGUGGGGGCGAGGGACGGGUGUUUGUGUGCUCUUGCAACUGAAUUCUUCUGUUCUAGUGGUGACCUCGAGAGCAAUUCAAAAUUCAUCGAUCCUGUCUAGCUAUGAUGACGUGGAUUCAUUUUAUUUUUAUUACCGGCAGAUCUGGUAAUACCUUGUAUUUGAAUAACGCUUUUUUUUUUGUCCUCAAGCCCUGUCAUGU
Messenger RNA from Tachyglossus aculeatus (Australian echidna), 1263 nucleotides. It is a transcript of the gene GRPEL2, whose product is annotated as GrpE like 2, mitochondrial. Bases 11 to 670 code for a protein of 219 amino acids. Gene Ontology annotation, biological process: protein import into mitochondrial matrix; protein folding. The transcript has 4 exons. NCBI's taxonomy places the organism in Eukaryota, Metazoa, Chordata, Mammalia, Monotremata, Tachyglossidae. Gene Ontology annotation, molecular function: adenyl-nucleotide exchange factor activity; protein-folding chaperone binding; protein homodimerization activity. The record is from RefSeq and is a predicted model, not a curated record. Gene Ontology annotation, cellular component: PAM complex, Tim23 associated import motor.